AUGGAGCCUUUCGCUUACGAGGACUACUCGGAUUUCGACGCCGACGAGUUGGAUUUCGAUCCAUCUCCGCGAAAGACUACUACAGCUACCAUUGUACCGCGACCUCAUCGCUCUUCCUCACCUUUUGAACUCGACAGUAAGUCAAGCAUUGGCCUCCCUCUUGAAAAGACGAAUUGUGUGAAAGUCAAGUGUUGCUAA
Messenger RNA from Hydatigera taeniaeformis, 198 nucleotides. The record is from the annotation of a GenBank genome assembly. Lineage: Eukaryota; Metazoa; Platyhelminthes; Cestoda; Cyclophyllidea; Taeniidae.